GAAGCCGGGAGCUGUAUGCAUUGCUUUCCUGAGGUACAAAAACUGCUCUGUAUGUGUCCAGUGGAUUUCCAUGGGAUUUUCCAGUUAGAUGAACGUCGCAGAGAUGCUGUUAUUGCUUUAGGAAUCUUUCUAAUUGAAUCUGACCUUCAGCACAAAGAUAAUGUGGUUCCUUACCUCCUCCGACUUCUGAAGGGUCUUCCCAAAGUCCAAUGGAUAGAAGAAAGCAAUGCACGGAAAGGCAGAGGCUUGCUUCCAGUGGCAGAAAACUUCAGCUUCUGCUUGGUGACGUUGUUAUCAGACGUUGCUUACAGGGAUGCAUCUCUCAGAGAGCAGAUUUUGGAUGCAAUUCUACAAGUAAUGCAGUUCCUGUUGGGAAUGUGCCAGACCCCACAAAUGCAUGAUAAAGAAUAUUUGUGUAAAUACGCAGUACCCUGCCUGAUAGGAAUUUCUCGAGCCUUUGGUCGCUACAGCAAUUCAGAGGAGGCUCUCCUUUCAAAGCUUUUUCCCAAAAUUCCCCCUCAUUCCCUGAGAGUUCCAGAAGAGCUUGAAGGAAUUCGCCGACGAUCCUUUAAUGAUUUCAGAUCAAUUCUUCCCAGUUCUCUACUCACUGUUUGCCAGGAAGGAACACUAAAGAGAAAGGCUAGCAGUGUGUCUAGCAUCUCACAGGUUAGUCCUGAACGUGCAGUUCCCCCUCCCAGCUCUCCUGGAGGAUCUGCAAUUCAUUACUUUGAAGGUUCAUAUCUUCCUGAUGGGAGCGCACUGGAUCCAGAUUAUUACUUCUCUACAAUCAGCUCCAGCUUUUCAGUUUCUCCUCUCUUCAAUGGCAUUAACAAUAAAGAGUUUAACAUCCCACUGGAAAUGCUCCGUCAGCUGUUGAACAUGGUAAAACAGAUUGUUGGGGAUUCUCUGCUAAAGACCUUAGAUGCAGUUGUAGCUGAAGUUGCAGAGACGGGUGCCAAUACAGAUCUCUAUUACAAAACAUUCAGUGACCCCCUCUAUCUUGCUCAGUUUAAGAUGCUGAGAGACACAUUAUACUAUAUGAAAGACCUUCCCAACUCAUUUGUGAAGGAAAUCCAUGACUUUGUGCUAGAGCAAUUCAACAGCAGUCAGUCAGAACUUCAGAAAAUCCUUCAUGAUGUGGAUCGACUGCACAAUGAACUGAGUCCUUUAAAACUGCGUUGUCAGGCUAAUGCUGCCUGUGUGGAUCUGAUGGUGUGGGCUGUGAAAGACGAGCAAGGUGCAGAAAACCUGUGCAUCAAGUUAUCAGAGAAGCUGCAGUCGAAAACCUCAAGCAAAGUCAUCAUUGCUCACUUGCCGCUGCUCAUUUGCUGUUUGCAGGGUCUAGGUCGUUUGUGUGAGAGGUUCCCUGUUGUGGUUCAUUCUGUCAAUCCAUCCUUGAGAGACUUUCUUGUGAUACCUUCCCCAGUGCUUGUGAAACUUUACAAGUAUCAUAGCCAGUAUCACACAGUAGGUGGUAAUGAUAUCAAGAUUAGUGUAACCAACGAGCAUUCAGAGUCCACUCUAAACGUAAUGCCUGGCAAGAAAAGUCAACCGUCCAUGUAUGAGCAGCUGCGUGACAUUGCCAUAGAAAACAUCUGCAGAUGUUUGAAAGCUGGCUUGACUAUAGAUUCGGUGAUUGUUGAGGCCUUUCUUGCCAGUUUAUCCAACCGUCUGUACAUCUCUCAAGAGAGCGAUAAGGAAGCUCAUUUGAUUCCUGACCACACAAUUCGUGCUCUAGGGCACAUUGCAGUGGCACUGAGGGACACCCCAAAAAUGAUGGAACCCAUCCUACAGAUCUUACAGCAGAAGUUUUGCCAGCCACCAUCUCAUCUUGAUGUACUCAUCAUUGAUCAGCUGGGCUGCUUGGUCAUCACUGGAAAUCAAUAUAUUUACCAGGAGGUGUGGAAUCUGUUUCAGCAAAUCAGUGUUAAAGCAAGCUCAGUUGUUUACUCUGCCACGAAAGACUAUAAGGAUCAUGGGUACAGACACUGUUCCUUAGCAGUCAUUAAUGCCCUAGCUAACAUUGCUGCUAACAUUCAAGGAGAACACCUUGUGGAUGAGCUACUGAUGAACUUGCUGGAAUUGUUUGUUCAGCUUGGGCUAGAAGGAAAGAGAGCUAGUGAGAGAGCAAGUGAAAAAGGACCGGCCCUGAAGGCCUCCAGUAGCGCAGGAAAUCUGGGCGUGCUUAUUCCUGUUAUUGCUGUGCUCACUAGACGCUUGCCACCCAUCAAGGAGGCCAAGCCCAGGUUGCAAAAGCUGUUCCGUGACUUCUGGUUGUAUUCAGUGCUGAUGGGAUUUGCUGUGGAAGGAUCAGGUCUCUGGCCAGAAGAAUGGUAUGAAGGUGUUUGUGAAAUUGCCACCAAGUCUCCGUUACUCACGUUUCCCAGCAAAGAACCACUUCGAUCUGUUCUUCAGUACAAUUCUGCCAUGAAGAAUGAUACCGUGACUUCUGCUGAAUUAAAUGAAUUGCGGAGUACCAUAAUAAAUCUCUUGGAUCCUCCUCCAGAAGUGUCGGCGUUGAUCAAUAAGUUGGAUUUUGCCAUGUCUACCUAUCUCCUUUCUGUUUACCGCCUAGAGUAUAUGAGGGUGUUGCGUUCAACUGACCAAGAUCGCUUCCAAGUUAUGUUUUGCUAUUUUGAGGAUAAAGCAAUUCAAAAAGACAAAUCUGGCAUGAUGCAGUGUGUGAUAGCUGUUGCUGAUAAGGUGUUUGAAGCUUUCCUGACAAUGAUGGCUGAUAAACCUAAAACUAAGGAGAAUGAAGAAGAGCUGGAGAGACAUGCUCAGUUCUUGCUGGUGAAUUUUAACCACAUUCACAAGAGGAUCAGGAGAGUUGCAGACAAAUACUUAUCUGGUCUGGUAGACAAAUUUCCUCACUUGCUGUGGAGUGGAACUGUGCUGAAGACUAUGCUAGAUAUUCUGCAGACACUGUCACUGUCUCUUAGUGCAGACAUUCACAAGGACCAACCAUAUUAUGACAUUCCUGAUGCUCCGUAUAGAAUAACUGUCCCUGACACACAUGAAGCCAGAGAGAGUAUAGUCAAGGAUUUUGCUGCGCGUUGUGGGAUGAUUCUGCAAGAAGCAAUGAAAUGGGCUCCCUCAGUUACCAAAUCUCAUCUCCAGGAGUACCUAAACAAACAUCAGAACUGGGUAUCGGGUUUGUCCCAGCACACAGGACUGGCCAUGGCUACAGAAAGUGUUUUGCACUUUGCAGGGUACAACAGACAGAACACUACUCUGGGCGCAACCCAGCUAACUGAAAGACCAACGUGUGUGAAGAAGGACUACUCCAACUUCAUGGCUUCACUUAACUUGCGCAACCGCUAUGCAGGAGAAGUUUCUGGAAUGAUUCAGUUCUCAAAUGCUACAGGACGAUCAUCUGACCUGAAUAAAUUGAUGGUCAAAGAGCUGAAUGAUGCUCUUGAAUUGGGCCACACUGAAUUCUACACCCAGGCCAUGUUUAAGUUGACUGCACUGCUAAUAAGCAGCAAAGACUGUGAUCCCCAGCUCCUUCAUCAUCUGUGUUGGGGACCCCUGCGAAUGUUCAAUGAACAUGGCAUGGAAACAGCAAUUGCUUGCUGGGAGUGGCUGCUUGCUGCCAAGAAUGGAAUAGAAGUACCGUUCAUGCGGGAAAUGGCAGGAGCCUGGCAAAUGACAGUGGAGCAGAAAGUUGGCCUGUUUUCUGCUGAGCAGAAAGAAGCAGAUCCUUUAGCAGCCUCAGAAGAAAGCCAGCCAAGGCCUUGUCCGCCAGAGGUGACUCCACAUUACAUCUGGAUAGAGUUUUUGGUGCAGAGAUUUGAAAUAGCCAAGUACUGCAGUUCUGACCAAAUAGAGAUCUUCUCCAGCCUGCUCCAGCGGUCUCUUUCAUUGAACAUUGGAGGGGCAAAAGGCAGUUUGAAUAGACAUGUGGCAGCAAUUGGACCCCGAUUUAAGUUACUGACUCUGGGGUUGUCUUUGCUGCAUGCUGAUGUGGUUCCAAAUGCAACUGUUCGAAACGUUUUGAGAGAAAAGAUUUAUUCAACUGCCUUUGAUUAUUUCAGGUACUUUUUUACUUGCAACUGCUCACUGAAAGUGUGUGUGUCAGUCAUUCACAAGUUUUGGACAGCGAUGUUCUCAGACAAGAAGUAUCUGACAGCCAGCCAACUCGUGCCGCCUGAUAAUCAAGACACCCGGAGCAACCUGGAUAUCAACGUUGGAUCUCGGCAACAGGCUACACAAGGGUGGAUAAACACUUACCCUUUGUCCAGUGGCAUGUCAACCAUAUCUAAAAAAUCAGGAAUGUCUAAGAAGACUAACAGAGGUACGCAGCUACACAAGUACUACAUGAAGCGAAGAACAUUACUGCUUUCGUUGCUGGCUACUGAGAUUGAACGCUUAAUCACAUGGUACAAUCCGCUGUCUUCCCCUGAGCUAGAGUUGGAUCAAACUGGAGAGAGCAGUGUAGCAAACUGGAGGUCUAAGUAUAUCAGUCUUAGUGAGAAGCAAUGGAAGGAUAAUGUAAAUCUGGCUUGGAGCAUUUCUCCUCAUCUUGCUGUACAGCUGCCUACCAGAUUUAAGAACACUGAAGCUAUUGGAACAGAAGUGACCCGUCUGGUCCGGUUGGACCCAGGAGCUGUUAGUGAUGUUCCUGAAGCAAUAAAGUACCUGGUUACCUGGCAUACAAUUGAUGCUGAUGCACCUGAGCUCAGCCACGUUCUGUGCUGGGCACCAACAGAUCCACCAACUGGCCUCUCCUAUUUUUCAAGCAUGUAUCCACCUCACCCUCUAACGGCUCAGUAUGGGGUUAAAGUCCUGCGAUCUUUUCCUCCGGAUGCCAUUUUAUUCUACAUUCCACAGAUUGUGCAGGCACUUCGAUAUGACAAGAUGGGUUACGUUAGAGAAUACAUCCUGUGGGCAGCUGCCAAAUCCCAGCUCUUGGCUCACCAAUUCAUCUGGAACAUGAAAACUAAUAUCUACCUGGAUGAAGAAGGACACCAAAAAGACCCUGACAUUGGGGAGCUUCUGGAGCAGCUAGUAGAGGAGAUAACUGGCUCGUUAUCUGGCCCAGCCAAGGAGUUCUACCAACGGGAAUUUGAUUUCUUUAAUAAAAUCACCAAUGUUUCAGCCAUUAUCAAGCCAUUCCCUAAAGGAGAUGAAAGAAAGAAAGCUUGUUUGAGUGCUCUAUCUGAGGUGAAAGUGCAGCCUGGCUGUUACUUGCCCAGCAAUCCUGAAGCUAUUGUUCUGGACAUUGAUUACAAAUCAGGAACUCCUAUGCAGAGUGCAGCAAAAGCGCCCUACCUGGCCAAAUUUAAAGUGAAACGAUGUGGAGUUAGUGAGCUUGAAAAAGAAGGUCUGCGUUGUCGUUCUGAUUCCAUAGAUGAAAGUGCAGAAGAAGGGGUGGACAGUAAGAAAAUCUGUUGGCAGGCAGCUAUCUUUAAAGUGGGCGACGACUGCAGACAGGACAUGUUAGCUUUACAAAUCAUCGAUCUCUUCAAGAACAUAUUUCAGCUGGUAGGCCUGGAUCUCUUUGUGUUUCCAUACAGAGUGGUGGCCACAGCUCCUGGGUGCGGUGUUAUUGAAUGCAUUCCUGACUGCACAUCCCGUGACCAGCUGGGCAGGCAGACAGACUUUGGGAUGUAUGAUUACUUUACAAGGCAAUAUGGAGAUGAGUCUACCCUUGCAUUCCAGAAGGCUCGCUAUAAUUUCAUCCGCAGUAUGGCUGCGUAUAGUCUUCUCCUGUUUCUGCUCCAGAUUAAAGACAGACAUAAUGGCAACAUCAUGCUGGACAAAAAGGGACACAUCAUUCAUAUUGAUUUUGGAUUCAUGUUUGAAAGCUCACCUGGUGGAAAUCUGGGCUGGGAGCCUGACAUUAAGCUGACUGAUGAGAUGGUGAUGAUAAUGGGAGGAAAAAUGGAGGCAACUCCGUUCAAAUGGUUCAUGGAGAUGUGUGUCAGAGGCUAUCUGGCCGUCAGGCCCUAUAUGGAUGCUGUCGUCUCUCUGGUUACACUGAUGUUGGAUACAGGGCUGCCCUGUUUCCGAGGGCAGACAAUCAAGCUGUUGAAACACAGGUUCAGCCCCAACAUGACUGAACGGGAGGCUGCAACUUUCAUCAUCAAGAUCAUCCAAAAUUGUUUCCUCAGCAACAGGAGUAGGACUUACGACAUGAUCCAGUACUACCAGAAUGACAUCCCAUACUGAGAGACACUAGAGAUUCCCCACUGAAGUGAAACGUGCAACCCUGUGCCCUCACUCCAAACCUGUAAUAAAUAGGAGAUGCUCAAUCACACCUCGCUAUCUUUCAUCUUUUGUGUGUGUGUACAUGUGGGUACAUGUUCCCUGGACAUUGCAACAAUCAGAUUCAUUCCUUUCUCUUUAUCAGGUUCUAUAUAUUUCUGUUUUCCCUGGAUUUUUGGAGUUGGGCUGCAAUCACAAAUAAGAAUUGUACUACAAUUAUGAAUGUGUGAAACAGGUCAAGCUUGUGGAGUUCGAUAAUUUUUCAUGCAAUGCAAGGAUUUAUAUAAUACCUUUAAAAAGUUAAAAAAAAAAAAAAAAAAGCUCUGCUUUCCUGCACAAUCCCACAAAAUGCCAUGGAAGGGAAGGUUAUGGCUUUCUCUUUGGAAGCAGAAAUGUUGACUUGUUCUAAUUUUACUGUAGAAAAAAGCCUGAUCGUCAUCCAAGGUGGUGAUGUCUGUGUAGCUGUGUUCAUACUUUGCACUGUACAUGGUCCCUGCUAUGUGGUCAGUAUUUCCUAUGUACAUGAAGAAUGUAUUUUUUCCUUUUGUGUGUUUUAAAAAAGAGACUCUACUGAAGAUAUAUUU
This is a messenger RNA of Egretta garzetta (little egret), 6794 nucleotides long. RefSeq names its product phosphatidylinositol 4-kinase alpha (gene PI4KA). Bases 16 to 6174 code for a protein of 2052 amino acids. Gene Ontology annotation, cellular component: plasma membrane; cytoplasm. Lineage: Eukaryota; Metazoa; Chordata; Aves; Pelecaniformes; Ardeidae. Gene Ontology annotation, molecular function: 1-phosphatidylinositol 4-kinase activity. The record is from RefSeq and is a predicted model, not a curated record. The transcript is spliced from 56 exons. Gene Ontology annotation, biological process: phosphatidylinositol-mediated signaling; phosphatidylinositol phosphate biosynthetic process.